GAGUUGGUACCAGUCAUGGCAGUCAUUAUGUUCCAGGCGGCUCUGCUCAGCUUCCUCUUCUGCUCCGUGCAGAGCCACAGCAUCCCGGAUUCAUUUGAAGAGGUUGAGGAACACUCUUGCAACAGCAUUGAGGACGAGGACGUCUCUGUGUCCACCCUGUUAGAGAGAGCAAAUAACAAUGUUGAAAGGGGCUUAGAUGAGCCUCCAGUUGUGGAAGGAGACAUCGCCAUACCAACAGGCCUGCAGAAUGCUGAUCAAUGCACACAGAGAGGCUGCCUGUGGCCCAAAUCCAGAGAUGGCAAUGUCUAUGUACCCUACCGCAUCUCCAACCAGUACUCUACAAGAGAGAGGAACACCAUCAUCACAGGUCUUCGCUCGUUUGCUGAGUCCACCUGCAUCCGCUUCACCCCCCAGAGCAGAGAACAGGAUUUUGUCGACAUCCAGUCUAGAUCAGGGUGUUACUCGUAUAUAUCCAUCACCACUGCUCGGGACAAGGGCAGAAUCAAGACAAGUCAAGUCUGGGAACAUGCACUGGUGCCACGUGCUGCUGCAUCCAUGACACACCAGGACCACCAUUGUUGCUGGAUGGCUACCGCUCAGUCAGACAACCAGUCCAAGGGCAAAAUGAAGUGUAUCAUUUGCUCUGUUGAGCAGGUGAUUGGCUGUAUGCUACAUUCCUCCACGACCUACUUUGAGAUUGAGAAACCCCUGGGAAGAGCUUAUGGAGUCAUGAUGUCACUACAGCCUGAGUGCAGAGGACCACAGAAGCUAGAGAAGGCCAUGUUUCACCUGGCUGCAUUCUUUUGGCUUCCCUCUUUUUGGCGCUCGUUUUACCUCAAAUACUUUUCCUGGCCCAACUCUACAUUACAUGGAGAAUGGGUAUGGGUGGUUUUGACCCAGCAGCCUUCUGAUUUGGAUACAGGCUUGGCCAACACAUUGCCCACCUCUAUCACUGGACAAAUUCCAAUGAAACAAACCUUUUUGUGUGUGUGUGAUUCCCCUGCAGGGCUAGAAGGGCAAUUCCAGAAGAAAAAUACAAGGAAUCUUGACACACCAUAUGACUACGGCUCUGUCAUGCACUAUGGAAGGUACACUUUUUCGAGGAACCGCCAGCCGACCAUCGUUCCCAUCCCUGAUAAUGACGUAGCAAUCGGCAGAGCGACCCAGAUGAGUCCCGUGGACAUCGUUCGGGUUAACCGCCUUUACAGCUGCAAUUCAACUGCACAAAAACCUCAAUGGUAAACAAAUGAGAGGAGUCAAUUCUUCCUCAGCUCACAGUAAGUGGAAGAAUUAUUUUCUGAGU
Molecule: messenger RNA, 1303 nt
Organism: Thalassophryne amazonica
Lineage: Eukaryota; Metazoa; Chordata; Actinopteri; Batrachoidiformes; Batrachoididae
Product: low choriolytic enzyme-like
Exons: 10
Coding region: 16-1242 (408 amino acids)
Biological process (GO): proteolysis
Molecular function (GO): metalloendopeptidase activity
Source: RefSeq, a predicted model, not a curated record